GCGUCCCUUGUGUUUAUUAUGGCAUUAACGCUAGUGGGAAAUACGGUGAUUAUUAUUGUGCUUACGUGUAGUCGUUACCGUAAACGGAAUAGCAGGGUCAAUAUCUUCAUCAUCAAUCUAGCCAUUGGAGAUUUAGCUGUGUGUUUUUGUACCAUGACUACGGAAAUUCUGUUUGUUGCGUUUGGUGAAUGGGUGUUGGGACCAGCCGCAUGUAAAAUGUUGACGUACAUGCAGAUUGUUACACUUGCGAGUACGACUUUUAUACUAACUGCCAUGAGCUUUGAUAGAUAUAUGGCUAUCUGUAAACCGUUAAGUUACCGUGCGACUACGUCUAGAGCGAAAAGAAUGAUCGCCGUAUCUUGGGUGUUGGCGUUCAUAUUCGCUCUUCCGCAGUUGUUAAUUUUUGUACAAACAGAAGAUGGCCUUCAUACGGAUGGAACGAUUCAAUAUGGAUGCCGAUCACGUGGUUAUACUGCUUGGUGGCAACGAAAAGUUUACUUCACAUUUAUGACUGUGUAUAUUCUUGUGAUACCCGCCAUUUUGAUUUCUUAUUUUUACAUAAAUCUUGUAUUAGUGGUUUGGAGACAAGGAAAAGAAAUUGCUGCUGGAAAUAAGGACAACACUUGUCCUUUAAGACGCUCUAUUGCAGAUAAAAAGGCCAUUCCACGAGCUAAAAUUAAAACCAUAAAAAUGACCUUUACCAUUAUUGCUAGUUUUAUUGCUUGUUGGACUCCAUACUUCGUAGCAACUUUAAUAAAAAUCUACAGUAAUUACACAUAUAAAAUUCCCGCUACUGUGAUGGCAUUUGUGGAAACCAUAGCUUUAUUUCAAAGUGCUUUAAACCCUCUCUGGUACGGAUUUUUUAAUAUAAAACUCAAACGUGGUUUAUUGGAAGUUUUCUGUCCUAACAAGUUA
Lottia gigantea (owl limpet) is the source of this 915-nucleotide messenger RNA. RefSeq lists its product as hypothetical. Gene Ontology annotation, biological process: G protein-coupled receptor signaling pathway. The annotation marks the transcript as partial. Gene Ontology annotation, molecular function: peptide binding; vasopressin receptor activity. Gene Ontology annotation, cellular component: membrane. The transcript has a single exon. The record is from RefSeq and is a predicted model, not a curated record. Lineage: Eukaryota; Metazoa; Mollusca; Gastropoda; Lottiidae.